AAUCUACAGUCGCUCUAUUUUUGCUUCAUGCGCCACUGAGCAACUCUCAUAGCAAUGAGCGGUGACCCUCCUCCGACGCUGGAUCCAGUUCUCUUCAUACAUGGUUGACCCCUGCCACAUGAGAUCUCUGUUUUUGGAUACCACGCUGCCACAGCUAGCGUUCCGCCCCGGAUUGAAGACAGUACCGCAACACAAAGACAACCGUCUUUGGGAGACUAAGUUACCAUCAUGGUUAACCAGGUUCAGCGAGGGGACGGUAGUUGGCAGUCAUGCAAGAGUGACUCCAGCGGGGCCAGCAACAGUGGGGGGGAGAGCUCCAAGGAAAGCUCCCGCUGCUCCACUCCGGUGCUGGAUGCAGACCGCUUAGACAGGCUGCGGGACAAGAUGCGCAAGAGGACGGAGUCUGGAGACUGCUGGUUCUCGCUGGAAUUCUUUCCCCCCCGCACAGCCAGUGGAGCUGUCAACCUUAUAUCAAGAUUUGACCGUAUGGGCACCGGAGGGCCUCUGUUCAUCGACAUAACUUGGCACCCAGCAGGGGACCCAGGCUCCGACAAGGAAACCUCAUCUAUGAUGAUUGCAAGCACAGCAGUCAAUUAUUGUGGCCUAGAUAGCAUCCUUCAUCUGACCUGUUGCAACCAGACCAAAGAGAACAUUACUGGCUACCUCGCCAAGGCCAAGCACCUGGGCCUCAAAAACAUCAUGGCCCUGAGGGGAGACCCAGUGGGAGCCGACUGGGAGGAAGAGGAGGGAGGCUUCAACCACGCCAUCGAUCUAGUUAAACACAUCCGAUCAGAGUUUGAAGACUACUUUGAUAUCUGUGUUGCCGGAUACCCCACAGGGCACCCCGAGGCAGAAAGCUAUGAGGAGGAUUUAAGACACCUAAAGGAAAAAGUAGAUGCUGGAGCAGACUUUGUGAUCACCCAGCUGUUCUUCAGAGCAGACACAUUCCUCAAGUUCCUGGAUGACUGCAGGGCAAUUGGUAUCACAUGUCCCAUCCUACCAGGAAUAUUCCCCAUCCAGGGUUACCAGUCUCUUCGUCAGCUUGUGAAGCUGUCAAAGCUCGAGGUGCCAAAGGAAAUCACAGAAGUCAUCGAGCCCAUCAAAGACAACGAUGCUGCUAUUCGUAACUACGGAAUACAACAGGCGGUGGAGAUGUGUCGUGUGCUGCUAGACAGUGGAAAGGUACCGGGACUCCACUUUUACACACUGAAUCGAGAGGUCGCCACCAUGGAGGUCCUGCGACAGCUGGGGCUGUGGAUAGAGGACCCCAGGACGCUCGGUCCUCUGUCCCCGAGUCAGUCCUCCUUCCCUGUGACAGUCCUCUGUCCCUGUGAAAAUCCUCUGUCCCUGAGACAGUCAGUCCUCUGUCCCCGAGUCAGUCAGUCCUCUGUCCCGAGUCAGUCCUCUGUCCUCGAGUCAGUCCUCUGUCCCCAAGUCGGUCUUCUGUCCCCGAGACGGUCCUCUGUCCCCGAGACGGUUCUCUGUCCCGGAGACGGUCCUCUGUCCCCGAGUCCCCGAGACGGUCCUUCGUCCCCGAGGCGGUCCUCCAUCCCUGAGACGGCCCUCUGUCCCCGUGACAGUCCUCUGUCCCUGAGUCAGUCCUCUGUCCCUGAGACAAGACAGUCCUCUGUCCCCGAGUCAGUCCUCUGUCCCAGAGUCAGUCCUCUGUCCCCGAGUCAGUCCUCUGUCCCAGAGACGGUCCUCUGUCCCUGUGACAGUCCUCUGUCCCCGAGUCAGUCCUCUGUCCCCGAGUCAGUCAGUCCUCUGUCCCGAGUGAAGUGUUUGCCAUGGAAUGAUGAGCCUCUGGCCCCAGAAACCAACCUGCUGAAGGACGAGCUGGAGAAAGUGAACAGACGAGGAGUCCUCACCAUCAACUCCCAGCCCAACAUAAACGGCAAACCCUCCACAGACCCUGUAGCAGGCUGGGGACCUGCAGGAGGCUACGUCUUUCAGAAGGCCUAUCUGGAGUUCUUCACUUCUAGUGAAAAUGUGACUGCUCUCCUCAAAGUACUGAAAAAGUACGAGCCCCGUGUCAACUACCACAUCGUUAAUGUGCUCGGCCGUAACCUGACCAACGCCCCUGACAUGCAGCCUAACGCUGUGACAUGGGGCAUCUUUCCUGGAAGGGAGAUUGUCCAGCCCACUGUAGUGGACCCAGUCAGCUUUAUGUUUUGGAAGGACGAGGCCUUUGCUUUGUGGAUCGAGCAGUGGGCCAACCUCUACGAGGAAGAGUCUCCUUCACGAAUGAUCAUCAAGUAUAUCCACGACAACUACUUCCUGGUAAAUCUGGUGGACAAUGACUUUCCUCUGGAGAGCUGCCUGUGGCAGGUCAUUGAUGACAUGUUUGAGCUGCUUGACGCUCCUCCAGAAACGCACCACGGUGGAGAAGUCUCUGAAUGAAGCUUCUUCUUUAGGGACAGAAAACACACUGCUUCUUGCAAUAAAAAGCACAGCAUAGAGUAAGAUUUGCACUUGAAAGUGUUUAAAGAGUUUUUUUUUAAAUGUUGGGGAUAAUUGAAGCUAAAAGUCUCAACAAAAUGAGCUUCUUCCUCUGUAGCACUCCCCUGCUCAUAAACUGCAGUCAUGUUUUACAAAGUAUUAUUUUUUAAAGACAACAAAGGAGAAAGAAACUUGCAUGCAUUAUUUGAACAUGCAAUAUUUUUUUAAGCCGGUUAAUGUUUCUAUUAUCAUGGAAGACUGUAAUUCAAAUUAUGUAUUUGAACAUGCUUAUGAAAUGAUGUUACAAGUGAAAAGCUAGUAUAGAGAUGCUAGUUGUGAGUGAAUCUUAUUUGAUGUCACAAUUACACUAUGCCGGUAAGCACUAAUGACUAUAUUGUACCACAGACAACAGGAGUUUUACCUGGUACCUUAACAUGUUUUAAAUUUUUUGUCAUAUUUAUCUGUUGUGCCUGCUUUCUGAAGCAUUAAAUAACCUGUUCAAUAUUGAACAGCCCAAUGAGUUGUUACUAGGUCAGAUAGAGUACUGUACUAUACUGUCGACAGACUUCCAAACAUGUUUAUUCCCCUUUUCGGAGUGGAUAAAAGACCCUCAACCAACACCCCUUUCGCAAGUCAUUCCAAAUCUCACUUCUGCUGCUGCCUGCUUAAAGGCAGAAGUUCAAACGGCAAGGACUAAACAGCGCUGGACAAGUCCCUGCCCUCUUGUUUUAAACAGGGAAGAUGUGUACAAAACCUUUAGAAAGGGUUAAUCCACACAGCUCCGACACCAUCAUCAAGUUAGCUGACACCACCGCCAUCGCCCUGAUCACCAGUUCAAUCCCGCCCUGACCGCCACUGCAGUCAACAUGCCGUUGUGCCCUUGGGCAAGACACUUUACCCUAAAUUGCUCUCUUGGGUAUUGUCUGCAGUAAUGAUGUAUUACUUGUCUGAUAUAUGUAAUGUUAAGCGAUUUGAGCACUUGUAAAUGCGUUAAAAAUAAAUGCAAUGAAUUAUUUAUUUAAUUCAGUACAACCAA
Messenger RNA from Notothenia coriiceps (black rockcod), 3475 nucleotides. RefSeq names its product methylenetetrahydrofolate reductase (NAD(P)H) (gene mthfr). The record is from RefSeq and is a predicted model, not a curated record. Bases 229 to 2400 code for a protein of 723 amino acids. The transcript is spliced from 12 exons. Gene Ontology annotation, biological process: tetrahydrofolate interconversion. Gene Ontology annotation, cellular component: cytosol. Gene Ontology annotation, molecular function: FAD binding; methylenetetrahydrofolate reductase [NAD(P)H] activity. Lineage: Eukaryota; Metazoa; Chordata; Actinopteri; Perciformes; Nototheniidae.